Molecule: messenger RNA, 774 nt
Organism: Salvia hispanica
Lineage: Eukaryota; Viridiplantae; Streptophyta; Magnoliopsida; Lamiales; Lamiaceae
Source: RefSeq, a predicted model, not a curated record
AUGUUGGAGCUACGGUUGGUACAGGGGAGUCUGUUGAAGAAGGUUGUGGAAUCGAUCAAGGAGCUUGUAACCGAUGCCAAGUUCGACUGCUCCCCCACCGGUUUCUCACUGCAGGCUUUCGAUUCCAGCCACUUGGCGCUGGUGUCGCUGCUGCUCCGUUCGGAGGGAUUCCACCACUACCGCUGCGACCGAAACAUCUCCAUGGGGAUGAACCUCGACACCGUGGCUAAAAUGCUCAAGUUCGCCGGACAUGACGAUAUCAUCACUCUGAAGGCCGACGACGCCAGCGACUCUGUCACUUUCAUGUUCGAAAGCCCCAGACAAGAUAAGAGCUCAAAAUUUGAGAUGAAGCUGAUGGACAUUGAGAGUGAGCAUCUAGGAAUGCCAGAAGCCGAGUACCAUGCUAUUGUUCGCAUGCCAUCUGUUGAGUUCUCUUGGAUUUGCAAACAUCUUAGUAGCAUUGGUGACACAGUUGUCAUCUCUGUUACAAACGAAAACGAAGGUGUGGAGUUCUCAUCCACGGGUGAUAUUGUAACUGCAAAUAGUGUAUAUAAGCACAACACCACUGUUGACGGCGAGGUGAAUGUUGAGAUGAAUGAGCCAGUAUCUCUCAGAUUUGCUCUUAGGUAUCUCAACUCCUUCACUAAGGCCUCCCCAUUGUCUACCACUGUCACUUUAAGUUUGUCCUCGGAGCUCCCAUUGGUGGUCGAGUAUAAGAUUGCAGAGAUGGGCUACAUACGCUUCUACUUGCCUCCCAAGAUUGACGAAGAUUGA